CAUUGUGUUCUUUCCCUGAAUUCCGACUGUGAUGAGUCUCCCAACUGAUAGACAGAUUACACAACCAUUAUUUGAGAUUUCAGGAAUCCACUUUUUUGGUGCCAAGUCAAAUUUCCAUGGCGGGGUCUGUCCUCCUCUGCAGAUAUAAAUAAUCCUUCCUGCACAUAACUGCCUAACAUGCUCAAGAGUAACGAUUAAAACUAAUAAUACUUAAGACAAUAAACACAGUCAACAUCAUGUGGUUUUCCCUGACUGUGCUCCUCCUGGCUUCAUGCUGUCUAGCAGAUGUGACUGGAGAAAGGAUGAAACAGACAGCCUCCAGGUUUGGAUCGUUCCGGUCUAGGCGAAUGAUUGGAGGAUCUCUGGCUCCUCACGUCCCCUGGCAGGCUAUGGUCUACCUCUCUGACAGUGUGCUGGAUGGAGGCUACGCAGGUGGUGCCUUAAUCUCUGACCGUUGGAUUUUGACAGCCGGCAGGAACCUUUUUGUCCGGAAGACUAGACGGGAGAUUCAGGGAAAAGAUCCUGAAAUUCCUAAAGUCUAUCUGGGAAUCUCAGGUCGGGUAGAAGCUGUCGAGUCCAAACAGGUAGCUGUGCAGAAGAUCGUUCUCCAUCCAGGUUUUCAGAACCACACUGACUGGGACAACGACCUGGCUCUGAUCCAGCUGAAGGAGCCCGUGGUUAUGAGUGAUAAAGUGACACCCAUCCCCCUGCCAGAGAGAAACCAGGACACCCUGAGCGGUGCUGGGAUCAUCACAGGCUGGGGUUGGGGGAUCCAUCUUACUCCUGCUUCAUCACUCAAACACCUGGUCCUCCCCCUGGCUGAUCAGUCUGCUUGUAAAAGAGAAUAUGACGGGGAUGUUCUCACACCAGAUGUAGACGACAACAUGUUCUGCACCGGACCUGCCCAGUUUCAGCAUAACGUUUGUUUUGGUGAUGCAGGGGGCGCUUUGGUGUUCCAAGAUGAUGAUACUGGGGAUAUUUACGCUGGAGGGAUCCUGUCCUAUGACAAGCCUUGUAGCAGGAACACAAAUGGAGUCUAUAUGAAGAUUUCUGCAUAUUUGCCCUGGAUCCACAGUGUCAUCAGAGGAGACACGGAGAGAUCGGCUGCUCUGCGCUCUGAUGUGAUGUCUAAGCUGUCAUCAUGGUAACAGGAGAGCCCAGGCCUUCUCUUGAUUUUCAAUUUAAUUUUUGAUUGAUUUGGUGGAGAAACAAAUGUUUGAAGUCAGUGGAUUUUUAUUAAAAGCUCUUACCAC
Labrus mixtus (cuckoo wrasse) is the source of this 1253-nucleotide messenger RNA. It is a transcript of the gene hp, whose product is annotated as haptoglobin. The record is from RefSeq and is a predicted model, not a curated record. Bases 237 to 1148 code for a protein of 303 amino acids. Gene Ontology annotation, biological process: proteolysis. Lineage: Eukaryota; Metazoa; Chordata; Actinopteri; Labriformes; Labridae. The transcript has 4 exons. Gene Ontology annotation, molecular function: serine-type endopeptidase activity.